UCACUUAGCCCCACCACGACGACUACUCGUGCGAAUUUCUUUGCUCCACGAUUUCACAUCAUUGCAUCCACCGCAUCUCGAGGAUCUGCUGUCCACUUAGUGCCUCAUUGAAGGCUUCUUAUCUGGCUGCUACCCCUCAUCAUGGCUUCGACACAAGAGAAUCAUCCCCAAGGUACCCCCAUUGCCUCCGACCAUAUUACUUCCUCUCAGCUCGAUCCUAAAGACGUUUCGGCUGGUUCUCCCACAGUUCGAUUCGCAUCUGCCACUGAGGAAAUCGAGCCGAAGAGUGUCGAAGCUCUCGACGCCGAACCCCCGCAGAACAUAUUUGGCCAAGACGAAGAGAGAUUGAAGGAAUUAUCUAAGAGCCUCCAUGGAACACAUCUUCAAGAGCGUCGAAUGAGCCAUUUUGCUUUCGAACCAGUUUCUCUUCCUGCCUCGAGGGUAUGUCUUCUUUCCUCGCCCAUGUUGUUUGUCACCGGGAUCGCCGAAAGAGGAAAUGCAGCAACAAUGACGAUAUCAAUUCCAAUGAAGUUCAUUGUUGUCUGGGAGAAGCUCGGGAGUUUGAGUAUUUCCCUGACUUGCCGGCAUCUGCUUUCUCAUAUGCAUUGAGAAUGAGAUUCUCAGAUCCACCCCCACGCACUAAUGGGAAAGCCUCCCGGGAUGCCCCACCUUCUUGCAUUUUCCUAUAUAUUUCUUUUCAUGCCCUCCUCUCCUCAUCUUAAGAUUCUCG
This is a messenger RNA of Mollisia scopiformis, 730 nucleotides long. RefSeq lists its product as uncharacterized. The record is from RefSeq and is a predicted model, not a curated record. Bases 142 to 609 code for a protein of 155 amino acids. NCBI's taxonomy places the organism in Eukaryota, Fungi, Ascomycota, Leotiomycetes, Helotiales, Mollisiaceae. The transcript is spliced from 2 exons.